AUGAGCGGUACCCAGGGCUAUAUAUACCCCCAGGUGUUUCUAGUGGACCGCAGUGGAGGUCCACAGCCGUCGGUCCAACCUCCAGGCCUGGUACCUUGCUGGUCCUUCCCUCCUGCCCAGGAGAGGGUAAGGGAGCAGGGCAGGGCCAGGGGCUGCAGGGGGGUUGGCUCCUGGAGCCUGGUUGUGGCUUUGCUGUUUCUACUGCUGCUGGUGUUUGGGGCUCUGGGGCUGGGAGCCUACCAGAUACACAGGCUACAGACUCAACUGGAUGGGAUACAACAGGUUAACAUUGAGAGCCAAGGUUGUGCACCUGAGAAGCUAGUGGGUGACCUUCCAGAGUCUGAUCCAGACACAGGGAAGAAGGCCAGCAGACCUGCAGCACACGUCAUAGGCCGUAUCGAGAAGGAUGUUUCCCAGAAUACCUUGCGUUGGGAGCCCAAGGCAGGGCGGGCCUUCACAGAGGGAGGCGUGGUCUAUCGGGAUGGUGGUCUGCAGGUCAACGAGACUGGGCUCUACCACAUCUACUCCCGGGUGCAGUUUGAGGCCAAUCACUGCACCCCUACAGAUGCCUUGGUUCACUCUGUGUUUGUGAGGAGGCCCUGGAGCUCAAAGCCUCUCACCUUGAUAGAGUCGCACAGGGAGGGCUACUGCAGCUCAGGCUCUAAUGGGCGUGUCUGGACCUCUGGGAGUUACCUGGGCUCCACAUUGCAGCUGGAGAAGCAGGACUGGGUCUAUGUGAACGUCUCCCACCCAGCCAUGCUCAGCCACACUCAUCAUGCCAACUUCUUUGGACUCCACAAGAUCUAGCAAAAAGGAUGAAAUCUGGAGUUGGUUUCAACUGAUAUUUCACUCAGAAAACCUAAACACUAAAAUGCUGGAGAAAAAAGUUGUAUUUAUUAUGAUAAAGAUCUGACACUGAUUCCAGCUGCAGGUCUGAAUGUAUGUUCAUUAGAACACAAAAAUUUGCAUGUUUGGGAUUUUAUAUACGUCAACAGGGAUCCAAUUUUUUAUAUUCUAAUAAAGGUAUUAAACCUUUUUUUUUUUUAAGUUCAGACAGAUCUUUGUCAGAUGUGAUUGUAUAACAGGAGGAUGAUUCGUGUUCUUUUAUUGUGUUUUUGGUUUGUGUUUUUUGCUAUGUCCCUUACAUUUUGUUCUCUCAAUCUGUCACUCCAUCGCUUCAUUAACAUUUUUUUUUAAUGUAACCUUUAUUUAACUAGGCAAGUCAGUUAAGAACAAAUUCUUAUUACAAUGACAGCCUAAAUAUUUCA
Molecule: messenger RNA, 1268 nt
Organism: Salvelinus namaycush (lake trout)
Lineage: Eukaryota; Metazoa; Chordata; Actinopteri; Salmoniformes; Salmonidae
Product: tumor necrosis factor ligand superfamily member 6-like
Exons: 3
Coding region: 1-807 (268 amino acids)
Biological process (GO): immune response; positive regulation of canonical NF-kappaB signal transduction; extrinsic apoptotic signaling pathway via death domain receptors
Cellular component (GO): membrane
Molecular function (GO): tumor necrosis factor receptor binding
Source: RefSeq, a predicted model, not a curated record